CGUUAUCUAGGGGGUGUCAUCUAUUUUUAUCUAGACGGACAGGUUUUUAAAAAUUGUCAAAAUUGACAAUCUUACGUUGUGGUUCAAGGUGCAAGUGGCAUUGGCUUAUUUUUAAAUAGGUCCAUUAAAUUUGUUAACAACAAAAAAGAAAACAGAAAAUAAAAAUAAAAAUAAAUACCCUGCUGCUUUCAUUAUCAUGCAAAUUUUUCAAUUUUUGACAUUUACCACACUUUGUUUUUUUACAAAAAUUAUAUCUUCUUCUCGUUCUUUCGAAUUAUUGCUCUAAAGUGCAAACAGGACAACCACAUACAAAUUAAAAUCGUGAAAUUUUAUAAAAUUUAAACCAAAGUAAACAACUACAAAAAUACACAAAUUUUACAAAAAUAAAAAACUUUCACCAAAAGUUUAUAUUUAAAUCGUCAAACUGAAGCAACUCUCGGAAGCAACGGUGCUGUUGAAAAUCGAAAAAAUGGACAGCAUCGUGGAGGAAAACGGAAACAAUUCAAAUAACAUAGAAACCCUAUCAGAUGUGAGUAUAUCGCAAGCAUCAUCUAACACACCUAAUUCCACAACGACGACAACCGUUCUAACGACCGGAUCGAACGUUGUUCAAUUUAUGCCAACACACAAUAUCCAGCCCCAAUCUGUAAUACAGGCAAACCAGUCAUCGGUAAUACAAACAGCGGCUGCAAACAUUCAACCAGUGACUAUGUCCAAAGGCGGUGUCCUCUAUGUAGGUAAACCGAAUACGGUGAUUCACACAGCCUCGGGUAAUACAGUUCAGAUUAAACAUGAACCGAACACACAAAUCAUGGAUUCAAAUAGCGAGGAGAGUCUUACUGAUGACGACUCACCCCGAAGACAAAGAGAAUUCACAAGGAGACCUUCAUACCACAAAAUCUUAAAUGAUAUCAGUGGUCCAGACAUUGCAGCUGGAACGACUUUGCAAAUACAAGAAAGCGGCGGAAUACCCACAAUCGCAUCGACUGGCGGUACGACCGGUACACUAAUCCAAUUGACCCAGGAAACAGCACCAGCAUUUUAUUUACCUAGUAGGAUCAAUAAAAUCAACACCAAUAACUCAGUCCUAGCGGAAGAUCAAACCCGAAAACGAGAGAUCCGGUUGCAAAAGAACCGCGAAGCAGCUCGAGAAUGUCGGCGUAAAAAGAAGGAGUACAUCAAGUGCCUGGAAAAUCGGGUGGCGGUGCUAGAGAACCAAAACAAAGCCCUUAUCGAAGAAUUGAAAUCCCUUAAGGAAUUGUACUGUCAGACGAAGAAUGAGUAAAGCCGUAAACCUGAUUAAGAAAAUUAUUUAAAUUUAGUUGUAAAAAAGAAAGUAAAACAUAAAUAAUAUUAAACAGACAAAGAAAUAUAUAUAAAUUUAUAUAUUUGCAAAAAAAAAGAACGUAAUAAAGUGUAUUUAGUUUUGUUCAAUAUUGUUCGAUUUAUUUCAUUAUUAUAUAUUUACAUAUUGAUUAAAAUAAUUUUAUUUUAUACGAUUAUGUACAUUUUCUCUAUUAUGAAGCUUAUAAAAUAUUGUGUAAUUAUAUUUUUUACCAAGAACGAAAUCUAUUUUUAAGUUUUUUGAAAAAAACAAACAAAAAACAAGUGUUUUAAGUCAGAAAAUCAGCAAAUUAGAGUUGUUUUUAGGAUGGAUUCCAAUACCAACGAGUAUGCUAUAAUAUUUGCAUUUUCGAAAGUUUCUUCUUAUUUUAAAAUUGUUUUAAAGUUAUUUCGAUUAAUAAAUUUAGUUGAAAAUAUUACAAA
Molecule: messenger RNA, 1767 nt
Organism: Eupeodes corollae
Lineage: Eukaryota; Metazoa; Arthropoda; Insecta; Diptera; Syrphidae
Gene: CrebB
Product: cyclic AMP response element-binding protein B
Exons: 6
Coding region: 470-1285 (271 amino acids)
Biological process (GO): regulation of transcription by RNA polymerase II
Cellular component (GO): nucleus; transcription regulator complex
Molecular function (GO): protein binding; RNA polymerase II cis-regulatory region sequence-specific DNA binding; DNA-binding transcription factor activity, RNA polymerase II-specific
Source: RefSeq, a predicted model, not a curated record